UGCAACUUCCUGCCACUGAGGAAACAGUACAAACCAACACUCGCUUCUCCUUUCUCUACUGUGGUCUCGGGCUGGCAGGGAGCCCCAUAUCCUUGUGGCCUCAGCCAGCUUUCCCCAGCCCUACAUGGGAGGAGAGAUGCCCUGGACCAUUCUGCUGUUUGCAUCUGGCUCCUUGGCCAUCCCUGCCCCGUCCAUCUUCCUGGUGCCCCCCUACCCAAGCAGCCAAGAGGACCCCAUCUACAUCUCCUGUACAGCCCCGGAGGACUUCCUCGGGGCCAACUUCACGCUGUUCCGAGGGGAAGAGGUGGUCCAGCUUCUGCAGGCCCCCUCGCACCGGCCUGGCGUGACCUUCAAUGUGACUGGUGGUGGCAGUGGCGAUGGGGGCAAGGCUCCUGGGGGGAACUUCCAUUGUCAGUACAGUGUGAUUGGUGAGCACAGCCAGCCCCAGCUCUCAGGCCUCAGCCAGCCCGUGCAAGUCUCCUUCCCAGUCCCCACCUGGAUCUUGGCGCUCUCCCUGAGCCUGGCUGGAGCUGUCAUCCUCCUCGCAGGGCUGGUGGCUGUCGUUGUGGUGGUCAGGAAAGUUAAAGUCAGAAACUUACAGAAGCAGAGGGAACGCGAAUCCUGCUGGGCUCAGAUCAACUUCACCAACACAGAGAGAUUGGCAAGGAUCUGGAAGAUCCUGGAAGAAGAUGCUGGAACCCCAACUCCUUUUGCAGAGUUAAUUCUGGGCAUGGAGACUGUGGGCAAGGACCAGACAAAGAAAAUGACUCAGGAAGACUUGGUGGCAACCUUGGAUGCACAUCCUUGCAACUCAGGACCUCGAAAGAGGCCCACCUCUGCAUCCUCCUCUCCGGAGCCCCUGGAGUUCAGCACUUUCCGGGCCUGCCAGUGAGGCUGAGGAGUGAGGACCUCUUUAUCCAGUUCUCCCCCUCCCGCUGCCCAUGGCUGCAGAAGCUGGACAUCUGUCCAGAGACCUGGCAGGAGGGGGAGGUCAAGCCAGGGCUUUCGUAGGGAUGAACUGGCCAGAGGAAGGGGACCUCUGGUGUUGUGACCUUCCUCACAGAAGACAGGAAGACCAGUCACCUCUGUAGACUCCCAGAAUGGUCAGCUCACCAGGGAAGUGAUACCGAUACCACUGCAUCCAGACACCAGCUGGACAUAAGAGGUCUACCUUCUGUACUGCCUUUCCUGUGCUUCCAGCUGCACCCCACUUCCAGACUGGGUGUUUUCUUGGGGGGGGUAUGUUUUUAGCUGUUGUUUCUAGACAGGGUCUCACUAUGUAGUGCUGGCUGUCCUGGAACUCACUAUGUAGACAAGGCUGGCUUUAAACUCAUAGGGAUCCACUUGCCUCUCCCUCCAGAGUGCUGGGAUUAAAGGCUUGUGUCACCAUUGCCUUGCAGGGCAUA
Meriones unguiculatus (Mongolian gerbil) is the source of this 1406-nucleotide messenger RNA. It is a transcript of the gene C1H19orf38, whose product is annotated as chromosome 1 C19orf38 homolog. The transcript has 7 exons. The record is from RefSeq and is a predicted model, not a curated record. NCBI's taxonomy places the organism in Eukaryota, Metazoa, Chordata, Mammalia, Rodentia, Muridae. Bases 125 to 892 code for a protein of 255 amino acids.